CUCCGGGAGCGAGAUGAAGAGGAAGAGGCAGCCCGGGGUCGGCGGCGGCGCCAGCGGGAAUUAAAUCGCAGAAAGUACCAGGCACUAGGCCGGCGCUGCCGGGAGAUCGAGCAGCUCAUGCUCUGGCUGGAGAGGCGGUCAGUCAGCAGAAUAAGCAAAGAGGCGGAGAGGCUGCGUCCUGCCUCCUCAGAUGAGCACUAGGAGGAAAUAAAGCUAAGAGUGAAUGGCCUGGUGGGGUUCUGGCAUGGGAAGGGGGGGCGGGUGUGUUGCAACUUUUUUUUUUGAAACAGAAUCUCGCUCUGUUGCCCAGCCUGGAGUGCAGUGGGGUGAUCUCAACUCACUUCACCCCUCCACCUCCCAGGUUCGUGCGACUAUCCUGCAGGCACCUGCCACCAUGCCCAGCUAAUUUUUUGUAUUUUUAGUAGAGAUGGGGUUUCAUCAUGUUGGCCAGGCUGGUCUCGAACUCCAGACCUCAGGGGAUCUACUCGCCUCGGCCUCCCAAAGUGCUGGGAUUACAGGCGUGAGCCACCGCGCCUGGCCUGGUGUGUUUCGACUUAAUGGGAGGUUCAGGCUCUCUGAGCAGGUGAACGAGCGGGUCCUGAACAGGCUCCAUCAGGUGCAGAGGAUAACUCGGAGGCUGCAGCAGGAACGGAGGUUCCUCAUGAGAGUGCUGGACUCCUACGGGGAUGACUACCGGGCCAGCCAGUUCACCAUUGUGCUGGAGGAUGAGGGCAGCCAGGGCACGGAUGCCCCCACCCCAGGCAAUGCUGAGAAUGAGCCUCCAGAGAAAGAGACAUUGUCCCCGCCCAGAAGGACUCCUGCACCCCCAGAACCCGGCAGCCCAGCCCCCGGCGAGGGGCCCAGUGGGCGGAAGAGGCGGCGAGUGCCACGGGAUGGACGCCGAGCAGGAAAUGCACUGACUCCAGAGCUGGCCCCGGUGCAGAUUAAGGUUGAGGAAGACUUUGGCUUUGAAGCAGAUGAGGCCCUGGAUUCCAGUUGGGUUUCUCGGGGUCCAGACAAACUGCUGCCCUACCCGACCCUGGCCAGCCCAGCCUCUGACUGACGCAUGCCCAGUAAACUGACCCCACACUCA
Molecule: messenger RNA, 1093 nt
Organism: Pan troglodytes (chimpanzee)
Lineage: Eukaryota; Metazoa; Chordata; Mammalia; Primates; Hominidae
Gene: TFPT
Product: TCF3 fusion partner
Exons: 6
Coding region: 428-1063 (211 amino acids)
Biological process (GO): apoptotic signaling pathway; apoptotic process; positive regulation of apoptotic process
Cellular component (GO): Ino80 complex
Molecular function (GO): DNA binding
Source: RefSeq, a predicted model, not a curated record